Messenger RNA from Selaginella moellendorffii, 2748 nucleotides. RefSeq lists its product as uncharacterized. Gene Ontology annotation, molecular function: protein binding. The transcript is spliced from 15 exons. NCBI's taxonomy places the organism in Eukaryota, Viridiplantae, Streptophyta, Lycopodiopsida, Selaginellales, Selaginellaceae. The record is from RefSeq and is a predicted model, not a curated record. The coding region runs from base 245 to 2653 and encodes 802 amino acids.
AACCCUAGCAGGGAUUUUGGAGGGAGGGAGAGGGCUGGCGAUUUCGUCUCGAAAGAUCGACUCCUCGGCGACUGGAGCACAGCGCCAUGGUAGAUUCCAUCUUCGGUGAGCUUCUUGGCACGGCGUCCUGGUGAAUCGCUUCCAGAUCGGUGCUAGGGCGCCUACAUUCAAGAAAGAUCCAGGUCUGGACACCGCAUUCUUGCGCAGCGUCUUGCGAUGGCUGGAUAGAUCGACAAGGGUCGCGAUGGAGCAUCAGCAGGAGCCAGUCUUGGAAAAGGAUUUGCACGAAUUGCGGCAGGAGCUAGAGAAAUCGAUCGCCUCGGACACGCAUACGUCGCUGGCGGCUAAUAUGCUGCUGGAUGUUCCCAUCGCCGACGGGAGUGGUGGAGGCUCUGUGGUCUCGGGGAUUGAUCGUGAGCCAGCGGUUGUCGUGCAGAUGAUUGGGAGCGUCCAAGGAGGUGAUGCUGCUACUCCAGCUCCUGCUGGUGAACAACCAUCUUCAUUCCCUGGAGAAGACCAAGAACAACAGCUGCAGAGAAGCAAAUAUGGAGAAGGAAAUGCCUUGAAAGGAAAUAAGUUGGCUAAGAAGUUUGGAAGAAAGGUCUAUAUUGGGAACGUCAUUGGCUUUGAUCCUGAAAGACAAUGGUACAAGGUUGAAUAUGAAGAUGGCGACCAGGAGGAACUUUGGUGGUGGGAGCUGGAACCUUUAUUGAUUCAAUAUGAAAAACGAAUGGAAUCAAUGACAAAGAAAAGAUCACGGUCCGAAGGAGAUAAAAUAGCUCAGGCUAAGCGGAUGAGAGAUCCGGACGAAGAAUAUCUAGAGCUGGUAGAGGAGCUCAGUAUGUUCUCCUCGUCUUCAGGAACUUCUGAAGACGAUGAUUGGGAUAGGGAUAUCAAGAAGACACCGAGAUCCAAAAGAUCGGGAAAGAAACGAAAGGCGGAAAGCUUGCAAGCUGAAAGAGGGAGCGUGUCUACUGAAAGUAUACAGGCUGCCUCCGAGGAAGCUGCUACUGAAUCCGUUAGCCGGAGAGUAGUCAGAUCAAAAAGCUCCUCGGGGAAUGAGAACGGCUUCAGCUUGAUCGGAAGAGAAACCAGGAAAGUUUUUAAAGGAAGAAAUUAUAUAGGCAAAGUUAUUGAGUUCGAUCCGGAGGCAAAGUUUUACAAGGUUGUAUAUGAGGAUGGGGACUCGGAGGAGCUUGAGUGGAAGGAGUUAAAGGCUACAUUAGUUUCCAACGACGGCAAAUUGCUUGUCAGCAAUGGCCAUGUUGAAACAGAAUCCAAACAGUCCAGCAAUCCGUCCAGCAACAGAUCCGUAGAUGACACAGAGGUGAAUGAACAUACUCCAAGGAGGGGAGGAAAAAAGCUGGAUGAGAUGCCUCUGACAAGCUCUCAAGUCAAGUAUCCAGGCGCAUUGCAUCCAGCGUUUGAAAGAGCCCGUUUCUUGGAAAAUAACACUGAAAAACUGGAGUAUUUUGCAUGGGGCGAAGUUGUCGCUUUCGACAAAGCUAAGUGUCCCGAUCUGAAAGCUAUGGGGACUCUGCCAACAAAGUCUCCCAUUGUUCAUUUAGCCGCAAGCCAGCAUCAUCUUGCUGUGUUAACAGCUGCGGGACAGGUUUUUGUUUGGCGAAACAAGCAUGGAAAUAUUACUGAGCGUUGCGAUGCAUGGGAACAUAUUUCCAGUCUGGAUGAUAAAACUAUAGUUUUGGUUGACAUUGCUGGACCAGAGUUGGAGAGAUCAUCGGCAGGUUACUCUUCUCAUCAAGAAGACCAGGUUCCAGAUCCUUUUUUCCUAGCUGCGGUGUCUUAUAAUGGAAAUGAGUACGUUCUUCAAGGUUCUCAGCCUCAUGAACCUGUUCAUACUUAUUCUUUGUUGGAGGAAUUCCAGUAUCCAAGCCUUGAAGAUUUAUUGAAAUUGAAUGACACGACUGUGAACAAUUUGGGCCGGAUUUCUCAAGUGGCUGUUGGAACCGUUGACGCAUUUGACGAGCCUCCAUUCAUCGGGUACAUUAUGGACACCGAUCGCGUUUAUAUUAGAUCUGCAACGAAGGACUUCAUGGAAGAAGUGAACCACAUCACAGGAUUUUCGGGAAGGCCUUUGAAAAUCCAGUGUGGAAGUGCAUAUCACGCUAUUAUUCUGACUGAUGAUGGUCGGGCCUGGACUUGGGGUCGUGGUUAUUUCCCCGGCACCGGCAAUGCAACAUUUUCUGUAUGUCAACCUGCUCUUGGCAGUCUAGUCAACCGAAAGGUUGUGGAUAUUGCUUGCUGUGGUCAGAACUUUAUAGCUCUAACAGAUGACGGUGAAGUUCACCAAUGGACUCACGGACUUCCCAAUUCCUUCCUCGGCGUUGAGAAUUCACCAAAAUCAGCUUUAAAAGUUCCAACAGAGGACAAGCUACAGAAGGUUGCACUUGGAGUCGGGGUAGUCGCUGGAAUUUCUAGCGCGGGAAAGCUCCAUACCUGGAAGACUUCUCUUGGACACCCAACCUCUGCCAAAUGCGCUACACCGCUGAGUCGUGAUGAGAAAAGUAAAGAUACCUCUGUUGCUGCACUAGGGACGAGAUCUAUGCUAAAAGUCUUCUGCGUUGCUGGCUCGUCAAUAGCAGUCGGGCGAAAGAAGCCACGAGGAAGGCCUGCCAUUGGAAAAGACCCCUGAAGGCAGAAGAUUAGUAUGUACAAUACAGAUUGACUCAAGGUGACUACUUUGUCCAGUUUUGUAUGCAAAAUUACAGCAAUAUAGAAUUCAACUAA